Messenger RNA from Drosophila santomea, 10110 nucleotides. It is a transcript of the gene bark, whose product is annotated as protein bark beetle. The transcript is spliced from 13 exons. NCBI's taxonomy places the organism in Eukaryota, Metazoa, Arthropoda, Insecta, Diptera, Drosophilidae. The coding region runs from base 252 to 9626 and encodes 3124 amino acids. Gene Ontology annotation, cellular component: membrane. The record is from RefSeq and is a predicted model, not a curated record.
CGAUGUUGGACGUGAGCGCUUGAUCGGGGAAAAUAACGCUUGGCAGUAGUAACUUAUUGAUCUCAACGGUGCUUUGUUGUUUCUUCUCUUGGCUGUCACGUAUACGUACAGUCGGUUCUUCAGAGUCUGUUAAAUAAUCACGAAACUGCCAUGGCGAAUGUGUAAUAAAAACCGUUAGUGAAGUAAUUAAUUGCAAGCGAAAAUAAACCAAAUUUAACGACAACGAAAAGUGAUACGAAAACGAUGCACAAAUGAAGCUGCAACGACAUAAAAGCAACCAAAGCCAGCGGAAAAGUAAACCCCACAGGCAUCCAAAAUGGGCCAGCAUAUGUUUAUGGAUGGUCGUAACGCUGGCUUUUUCGACCCACUUGGCACGGAGCCAAGAAAGUCGACAAACAGAGGACUCCAGAGAGGUGGAACUGCUGCAGGAUAAUGACAUCGAGUUCGCCAGUCUCGAUGGCGCCACCCAACUUUUGCCAGCAACCCGACAUUCCGGCGCAGACGUCACCGUGGCGCCACAGGCUUCCACCCCCUCGAUGACGUCAUCUGCGUCGUACACCGAGUUGCAAGGCGGCGAAAUCCUCAGCGACCGAAUCCUGCGGCGCAGCGAGAGUCCUUAUUUGGCACGCGACGAUAUCGAGGUCCUGCGUGGUGCUCGUUUGACCAUCGAACCGGGUGUUACCAUCGAGUUUGCCCCCACCAAAGGACUCAAAAUCAACGGCGUCCUUCAGGCGGUGGGCACACCGACCUCCAGAAUUGUGCUGAGAUCCCAGAGUAACACGGCCAACUACAAGCUGGAGCUGCCCGAUGACCAGGAGAAGGGCAUCAGACUGGUGGAUGGACCCACUCCCGUCGAGGGCAGACUGCAGCUGUUCCACAAGGGUGCAUGGAGAUCGGUUUGCUCCAACUCCAGAAAUUGGACAUUGGCGGAUUAUGGAGUGGCUUGUAAGCAGCUGGGCUACAGAGGCGGCAGAUUCUGGAAUUGGGUGGAGCGAACGCCAGGAUAUUAUCCCCGUCUCCUGUACGAGCAGCCCAAGUGUAGAGGAGGCGAGGGAAGUCUUAAGGAUUGCGCCUGGACCUCGCGACAAAUGGGAGCUGGGGCCUGUGAUUACCACAACGAUCUGGGUAUCCAGUGCCUGCCCGUCCAUUCCGAAACUCUGGGCCAUUGGCGUGGCAUAUACUUCGAUAAUGCGCCAUCCACAAAGGCGCUGGGCAGGGAUAACAUCGUUUAUGCGGCGCAAUCGGAGUCACGUCUGAAGUAUGUGGACAUCAUUAGGGCGGGAAGUGGCGCAGGAUUCAGUGCCAAGUCGGCAGUGGAAGUCCAGGGAUUGCCACCACAAAUGGAGCACGUGGUGAUCAGUCAUUCGGCCUACACGGGAUUCAAUAGCACACGUCCCUGGGCAGGAUUCCAGCUGCAGAAUGUCACCGUGCGGAAGUGCAAUGGCAUUGGCGUCUUCGUGAACUCCAGUCAAGGCGCAGUGCAAUUGGAUGGCUGUUCCAUCGUGGAUAACGCUGCAGACGGUAUCAAAUAUGUGGGACACGACUUGAGGGGAACGGAGAGGAAGGAUCGUGCCAGUAUAUAUGACUUUUGCACACUGCCCACGACGUCGGGCCAAACGUAUCCCAUUUCGCUGUCUUUUACGCAGAAAUAUUACGCAGGAUCUGGCAAGGAGUGUGGCAAGUACUUCUUCACACGACCAGGAUAUCUGCUCACACUCCAUUUUGAGAACUUUGUGCUGAUGCAAAACGAAACGGCCACCGUGGAAAUAUACGAUGGAGCCUCGACAAACGAUCGCCUGCUGUUCGAAUGGAAGGCCAGGAAUUUCACGAGGCCACAAAGUGUUACCUCAACGAGGGAGAAAAUGUUUGUGAGGAUACGAGCGGAUGCCAGGCAGGAGUUAAAUGGUUUCUUCCGCAUGACGUCCGGCGACUCGGUGGCCUACGAUCUCAAGGUGUCACAGUCCACGGUGGAGGAUAAUGGAGGUCGUGGUGUGGCCAUCGACAACAUAAGAUCCAAGCUGCAUGUGCACAGUAGUUCUGUAUCCGGAAACGGCCAUGUGGCCGGAGUUCAUGUGACGAGUGGCGCUGGAGAUGUGAACAUAACCAGCUCCAACAUUAGCUUCAACAAUGGCGCUGGCGUUAACAUCACCUAUUAUGGUGGCAAUCGGAACAUCUCCAGAUCGGCCUUGACUGCCAACAAAGGUUAUGGCAUGGCCACUUGGCUGAAUCAGACAUGCGAUGUGAAUCGCAUGGAGUACAUACCCUUUAAUCAAACCAGCGUGGUGGAGUACUCGCAGAUCGGUGGUAAUCUGGAGACUGGAGUUUUUCACGGCAAUUUCUGUCGCCCGAUUUGGGUGAACAUCACGGGCAACAGUUUCAACGGUAGUCAACAGAAUGAUAUAUUCAUUGAAUCCUGCUACCAAGCCACUGCCAAUGGACGUCCGAAUAUGCAACUUCAGCUAGGACAUAAUCAGUUCAAAUACUCCCAAGCAAACUCCAUAUAUCUGAGCCCAGCUUUGAAUCUUCAAGGACGAAUCGAGUACAAUAUGUUCCGCUUUGGUUCCUAUGGCUGUUUGUUCAUCAACAACGACUACAUAUAUCCGGAGUUUAACUAUUUUCCAGUUAAGCUGAUCAUACAAAGUAACUACUUUAUGAGAAACAGCGGAGUGCAUGUGGUUUCUCUCGGCUUAUCGCCUUACAGCAGAGCGGAAGUACAGUACAUACUCUUCACGAGGAACUUUGUGAGAGGUAACAAUAUUACGGAAGCAUUUGGUCCCCUAAUCGCCGGUUCAGAAGGCAGUGAUGGUGCUGGUCGACUGAAUCCGCGUUCCCGAGUGGCAGCUCCUGUUGUCGUGGGAUCAAGUAAUGUUGACGUGUUCCGGAACAUCCUGCACAAUCUGGAUUCCAUGUACGAAAUCGGCUCUCAGCUCACGGAUCAAAGUAAGAUUAUCAACGCCACUUGCAAUUGGCUGGGUCAUACGGAUGAGAACAAGAUAUACGCACGGCUCUUCCAUCGCAACGAUCGCUACAAUCUGGCCAAAAUAAACUAUCUGCCAUACCUUUUGCACAGCUCCAAUCCAGGCUCCACGGCCAUGAUCACAGUUUCCACUGUGGUGCCCCGAUUUUUCCACGAGGGCAGCGAAGUCAUUGGUGGCGAAGUGGAUGGCCAGGACAUGGUUCCAGCUGGAACGUACACUGUGACUAAGGACAUCAAUAUCAGACCUGGUGGUAAGCUCAUACUCCAGCCAGGUACCACUCUUAGGUUCGAGCCCAGUGUGGGAAUGAUGGUGGCAGGAAAACUGGAAGCCAGAGGACGCAGACCCGAUGAUAUACUCUUCACUUUGAAGCGAGAAACGAUUAUGGGCGAAUCCAAUGACACGGAAACCAUCGAUUUGGAUAGCGAAACUGAGGCCAUCGAUAUGGAAACGGAAGUAAUACCCUCGGAUGGUGUACCGCGAGUUCCAGUUCGAUUGGUCGGCGGAACGGGUGCCAAUGAGGGAAGACUUCAGGUUUACUUAAAAGGACGAUGGGGCACCGUGUGUGAUUAUGGCUGGAAUGUUCUGAAUGCAGCGCUGGUUUGCCACCAAUUGGGCUACUCCCUGAACCCGCAGGAUUGGAGAUUACUUCGCUCGCAGUUACCAAAUGCCGGCACUUCCGAGGACAUUUUGAUGGCCAAUGUCAGGUGUACACUUCAGGAUCGGGACGUGACCAAGUGCCGCGCGGAGUACGAGUUCGAAAACACCUGUAGCCAUGAUAACGAUGUGGGUAUCAGGUGCUAUGAGGGUGCCUGGGCUGGAGUUCGUUUCAGUAUGCUGGCCGAAAGGGCGGACCUACAGUAUGUCACUGUGGAAAAGGCUGGACUUUUCGACUAUACCACCAAUGCCUUCAAGCCCGCUGUUCAAAUGGAUCAUGCUCGUCACAAUCUGGAAAAUGUGAGAAUCGUGAACAAUCUGCAAGACGGUUUGGGUAUUAUAUACGCCGACAUCUACGCUGGCAAGUCCGUGAACAACAUCAAAAACUCGGAGUUCUCUGGCAAUAAGGGAAGCGGAAUUAGUCUAAAACAACUGGACUUCAGAGUCUCAGGAUCCAUCAUCAAGGAUAACAAAGGCAGUGGUGUUUCCCACGAUGCAGUGAUUUCUGCUUUGGAUCAAAAAGAAAUUGGAGGAUGGUUUAACAUGGCCACAGAUUUCAACUCCUUCGAUACAGAUUACGAUCCUUACCUGUUGCCCCAUGAAAUAAGCAAUAUCGACCUGGGGACCUUCGAGCACAAGUACAUAAGAACUGAAGAGCUACUUGGUCAGAACAUCAAUCGCAAAAUAGUGGUUCAAUGUCCAGCUGGUUAUGUCAUUGGAAUACAGCUCCUGAAUCCCAUACACAAUCUGUCCACAGAGAGCAUAAACAUCCUGAAUGCGAGGACAGAGAAUAUUCGAAGUGAUCUGUGGCAAGUUAAAAGAGACUUAAACGUAUUCCCAGUAACCAGCAGCAGUUAUGGCAUUAUAAUUUACUACGAAAGUGGCUUGCAGGCGUUGGGAGGAGCUGUUUUGAUGCUGAGCACAGUCACAGCUCCAGUUCAAAACAUUCGGAACCGCAUUGUCAGCGGUGCUGUGCCCACUUUAACCAUUCGAUCAACGAAGAUACAAAAAAAUCUAAGAGGUAUUACGGGCAUCUACUACAAUCGCUACAUAGGCGACAAUGGGGAGUAUUAUUUGCGGAAAGCCAAUGAAUCAAUCAAGCUUAUCAACUCUGAGCUUAGCUACAAUGAACGAGAGGCUAUACUCAUCAGGUCACCAUUCUGGGAUGUGAUCUCCAGUAACUUAUCAGAGGUUACACUUCACGUGAAUGGCUCGCUAAUCACCCAAAAUGGACUUGGUAUACGGCAAAUGUCGAAGGAUCUGCGAUCGUCGAACAACCUCUUCCAUUACGUCAUACAGGAUACUACAGUUGAGCAGAAUACUCAUGGCGGCUUCCAGGUGUCUUUGCCAUACGUGUGGCAGUACAACGAAAACUUUACCCAUUCGAUUUAUUUCGGCAACAGCACCUGGCAAAGAAAUCGCGACUUCCACAUUUCCGUUUCCGGUCACUAUACAGUCUUCAAUAUAACCUCCAAUGUCUUUAGAGAGAACAACUGUCCUGGACCACUGAUAUCGCUAGAUGGAAUGGAAAAGCGACUUCGUUUUGACAACAAUCGUUUUGAGUCGAAUAACGCCAAGUUUGUGCUGCUUUUCAAGGCGGAUUCCCUGAGUGAAAUCAUUGGACAAGUGCCUGCCAGCAUAGAAUUUAACAGCUUCAAAGGAAAUAACAUUGUGACCAUGAGCGCAAACUACAGAAAUCAUUAUAUGAAGGCGGCCAGAAGAAUGCGGAAACAACAUAAAAUACCCACCGCAGUAAUUCGACUGGAUGGUGUCCAAAAUGUGCGACUGUAUCGUAAUCUGAUAGCCGAAAAUGAAAUGGACUACAAUUUGGUGGCAGGUGUAAGAUCGGCCAGAUUGAACAACUACUUUGAGGCAAGAGAGAACUGGUGGGGCACCAAGGAUACCGCCUUCAUAGAGGCUAAGAUCUUCGACUUUGACAACUGGAACGAUCAUGCGGAUGUCAUUUAUCAGCCAUUCCUCAUCGAAGACAGUUACGAUGCCAGUGUUUCUGUGGUUGUGCCCUUCAAUCAAGAUCAGGAGAUCGACUUGAGCAGCUAUAGAGGUGGUAGAGUGUAUAAGGACUUGCUGUUGACGAAACAGAGUACCCCCUACUAUAUAUCCUCCGAUAUAACAGUAAUGCCCGGCAAAACUUUGACUAUAAACCAUGGCGUUACUAUGGAAUUUGAACCCAACGUCGGUAUAUUAGUUUUGGGCACCCUAGUGGCCAUUGGAUACAGGGAAUCACCUAUUGUGAUGAGACCAUUUAGAAAUGCCACCAGAGAAUCUCUGAUCGAUGUUCAGCCCAAGAAACGGGCUCUGGAGGAUAUGAGUGCUCCACUCACCGAAUUCGAUUCCAUCAGACUGUGUACCAGUGCCAACAACUGCACAGGAGAUGCCGAUGGAUUGUUCGGAUUGAAUGAGGGAUUUUUGGAGUACUUCAAUCAUACCACUCUUCAGUGGGUUCCUAUUUGCGACAGCAGAUUCACCGAGCGGAAUGCUCAAGUGGUUUGUCGAGAACUGGGCUAUGAUCCUCUGAAUGUUUACUAUGGUCAUGAUCGCAGGAUAGAGUUCCACACGAACUCAUUGACGCGCAUUUGGUCAUGGGUGCAACCAUUGGAGUGUCGCGGUGACGAGGAGAGAAUGGAGGAUUGUGCCGAGCGUUUGAAUGGUCAACUUUAUGGACACCGCCACGAAUGCCGUUGGGAUGAUGCGUUCGUCUUUGUCAGUUGCAAUGGCAUUGCUGACGAUGAAGUUUAUUGGGGUGGCAUACGAUUCGCCAACUCCAAGUUCGAGGAAAUCCAAUAUGAACAUCGUUUGCACAACACAAGGUCACAUGCAAGGUUGCCAUUGAGGGAAAGCCAGUUGGAGUUCGUCAGGAUCGAACAGGCAGGCAUACUGCAUAAUCACAAAGCAGCUGCCAUUCAAGCCAUUCACAAGAAUCCAUCCAUAACCUCGGUGAGCAUAGAGAACUCGGCUAAUCAUGGCAUAAACAUGAUUGCUCCCAGUGGUAAACUGAAUUUGAAUCACCUGAACAUCAACAAUACUUUGGGAACCGGCAUUAGCAUUGUGUCUCUGAGUGGCGAGGGACGUGAUAGUGAUGAAUCUAGUUUCACGCCCUUGAAGAAGUUGGAUCUACCAUAUAAGCUCUUCUCCCUGGUGGAUAUAUGCGAUCCCCAAAAGGUGCUGACCAUCGAGGAACGCAUGCUGAUCUACUACAAAUACGAUAACAAUCCAGUGAACUGUGUGAAGAUUUUCACCUCCGCUUUUCGUGCUAAGCCCAUUGGUUUCAGACUGCUACAAUCCAAUUUGUUUAAUCACUCCAAGUUGUAUGGCAGAACCGAUUUUAUCAAGUUGUUCGACGGUGAUAUCUACAAUGUGACUGCCACCUAUUUGGGCAAAAUCGAAUCUGAUACGGAUAAUCAGAGAUCGUUCUUCAAGACCAAGGGUCCAACGAUGAGUCUCCAGUUGGUGGCCAGUGGUGCUCCCGAAACACAUGGUUUCAUAGCUGAGGUCGUCACUGUGCCCAUUUCCACAUUGGGUCAAUAUCGCGAUGCCUUGCACAACAUCACAGAUACUCAUAUCUCAGGUGCGAUUAAGGGGGCGGUUACCUACUCUUCUGCCGGUGAGGUCACGCCCACCUUGACUUUGAUUGGCAAUCGAAUAGAGAAGAAUUGCCGUCAGAUGUAUGGCAAUUUCUCCACCUGCACUUCGGCUCUGAAUUUGGAUGUGCAGAACAUGAAUUCAUUGUAUUUUAUGAACAACCUGAUAACGGAAAAUCAAGGUGGUCUUCGGAUUAGAGCCGAUUCUCGAGGUUCAGCCACUUCACUUCGAGGCUUUGUCCAUCACAAUCUCUUCAUGAGGAAUCGCAAUCGUCCAGCCCUGUACGUGGAAGGUAGACAAUCCUCGCCGUAUCAAGAAGUGGAGCUUUAUCGCAACUACUUUGCCCAAAAUAUGGCUGGUUAUGAGGAUGUGAUUAGAUUGUGCCAAGUGGUAUCCAACUUCAGCUAUAACUAUGUGCACAGCAAUGUGGGUGGAAGAAUCAUGGAGGUUUCCGGCUUCGAAAAGGUGCGAUUGCAGAUCUAUCAGACAACGGCUCACAAUGGUUUCUACAGGAAUUUUGCCACUAACUGGAUGACCAGGGCAACAAUUGUGGCUGGAACAGCGGGCCAGCAAUAUGUGGAUAAUAUUUUCGAAAACCACGAAAACGACUAUGAGCUGCUCACAGUCAACAAUUCCAUUUUGAGUUUUGACUAUGAAAACAGGACCUUUGAAACCUGGAGCUCUAAGAUCGAUGCUCGUCACAAUUACUGGAGCUAUAACAAUACCAUCUCGGUGCAGUCUCGUAUCAGAGAUAAAUCAGAUGAUCCUAUGCUACUGGAGGUCUUAGCCGUGCCCUUCCAAAUGAACAAUGAGACAAUACUGGAUGGUAAAUGUCCUCCAGGCUGGGCACUGGUCCAUGACACCUGCUUCAUCUAUGUGGGUGCUCCCAUGACUUUCCACGAGGCGCGAGACUUCUGUCGCUCGGAGAACUCGACAAUGCCAUUCAUACGCACCGAUAAGACUACGCUAUGGAAGUAUUUGCAGAGCCAGAUGAGGCACUUGAAAUAUCCGGAUAAGGUUUGGAUUCAGGACUAUAAUCACAUAGAUCGCUGCACGAGCUUUGUGUUCGGGGAAAUCGAAAUCGAGGAUUGCAACAAGGAGCGGGGUUUCAUUUGCGAAUCGGAUCCCAGGGUGAUCAUUGAUCCUUUAUCCUGGCGUGCAGACAUCUUUGCCAUCAGUAUUAUCUCAGCCUUUGUCCUUGCCAUCAUAUUGCUGAUCCUAGUGGCCUUCUGUUGGUUCGCCAAAUCAAAGCAUCGACACACCCAACGACUCCAAAGGAGAAACAGUAUUCGGCAAAGUUUGCGCAGCUUGAACAGCAUCGAUCCGCAGGGUUCCCUUCGCCGAAGACCCAAUUAUAACAUGUCCAGCAAUGGAACGUUGUCCAAGAGUCAGGACUACAAGCAGAUGGUGGCCAAUGGUUCCAUAGAUUCCAUGGACAAGAGUGUGUUGAGCUCGGAAGCUGGUAGCUAUGAGGGUUAUGAACAGAAGCCCCACUACAACGAGUAUGUCAAUCAGAAUGCCCUGAGACCAGCACAGCCUGCCCAGGAUCAUCAAAGUCACAAGGUGGCCACCAUUUCCAAGGCAAGUGGCCAUCGUGCGAGAGUCGCUGCAGCUGCAGCUGCUGCCUUGGAACCCGACGCCUUUGAGUUAAGCUACCGUAACGAAGGAUUCCGGGAUAACUCCACUUACGGUGGUAACACCCGAGCAAAUUCUAUAAGUACCAGCGUGGCAGAGGAUACGCCAAUCAUACAUCACACAGAUCAGGAGAUCGAUGAGGGUGGUUCCGAUUAUUACGGAAAUGCGAGUACCUUGCCACUGCGAACCGAAGGAGGCACUCCUGCUGGGAGGCGUGGCCAACCCGGCUUGGCCUUUCUCAGCGAACUCAAACAGAAUCUGCCCGAGUACCAAAGAAGCUCGCAUAGCAGUUUUAUGCCCCACCGAAGCAGUGGCGACUCCCUGCCCUUUGAUCAAAAGCUAGAUCAAUUCAACUACUCUACAGAGUCCUCACUGUACCGCCCAGCGCCUGCGGUUCCCAGUAGUCAGCAGUCAACACCAGCGGACAUGCGACGUCCGGACUCGUAUUAUACUGCCGUCAGGAGUAGUAAAGCUCCAGUAUCACAUUACCGAACACCACGGCCACUGGCACAACCACCGGCCGCACCAAAUGUGGCGCCCCCGGGUGGACCCGCGCAACGGCGUCCCAAAACGGUUUACCAAACCGCAUCCGAGGAGUCGUCACCAACGACACCGUCACCACUGACCAAUCAGUACCAUCGCUCCAAGUCGGAGGCUCUACUUGAAACAGAUUUCGAUGAAGAUGGAGGAUCGGGUGGUCUGCAGCCACUGCAAACAAACGGACGAAGUCACAGUCAGCCCCUGGAAACGGCCAUGUGAAGUGCCGUCAUCAAUUCCAUACUCUAAUUUAACACUCACUCCCACACAUUAACCCUUUACGGAACUGACUAAAUACUAGGACAAAUUUGUAUUUAAUUUAUAGAGUAAGAGUUGCUUCUUGAAUUAGUAUUUGUUCAUAAGCUUAGCGUUUUGAAUGAAACAGAAUACAUUUAUUUUUCGCUUUUUUUUGUUUCACUUCACUUGAUUUUGUCAGUUUCGUUUAGGAUAAGAGCCACCACAGCUUCGUAGAUUUUAGUUUGACUUUAAAAAUGAUAGUAUACUUUUUAAAAUCGAGAUUACGAUUGAGAGAGACCAAGAGAGACGAACACGCCCGCCCGUUGUUUUUAUUUUUGUGGUAAACUUAAAUCAUUCCAUCCAUUAGCUUUAAGUCUACCAUUAACUAUUGCCGAAACGAAUUAGUUCUAAGUUGUUGUAUAUACACCGAAAAUAAAAGAAAACUAAUUGAAAAACCAUUAAAAAAUCA